CCCUCGCAGAGGUUCUCAGAGAUUAUCUGAGCCACUAAAGCUGCCGGAGGUGGCCUUCUUCCUGACACCCCACUGGUUGGGAUGGCAUGUGCGCAGGUUGAUGUGCCUAGGAGGGAGGGCGGCUCUCGGUGGGGGGCGGGUUGACCUUGCGGAGGAAUACGCAUGUGCAGGGCUUGGAAUGAGUUUGAAUGAAGAGGCGGGUCCAGCCCAUCAGCCGUAGUUUUCCCCUCGGUCGGAUCGUCCAGGAUUCGGGAACCGCUGUGGGAAGGACAGCUGCAUCUUCUAACAACCUUACAAUGUCUGCAUGUUGUGGCUGUUGCUUUUACAAAAAAACAUAAAAAUAUUCUUACUGACAGAGCCGUGAUUACAAGAGAACAACAAGACUGUAUUUUUUGGAAGCUCAGAAUACAGCACUGACUAUGCGCAGACAAUCUAGACAAAUUAUAAACACCGUUGCUGACGUCAAAGAAAAUAUGGAAGGAAUUAUUGAAGAAGAUAGAGAGGUUUCUUCUAUGCCUGUUUCAAAAGACAAGAUUGUCAGAGUGGAUGAAUCAAAAAGCACAAAGGUUUCAGAAAUGGAAAAUUUAAAUGGCAGGAGCCCCACAAAUGUGCAGAAACCCAGAGUGAAAUGCAAUAAAUAUGUGGGGAGAAAAUCAUAUCAGAAUAGUAAGGAUGAUAGUAAACUGACAGUUAAUGAAAGCCUUUCUGUUAAACAAACAGGAAACUUACUUGAACCUUCCUUGUCCUUUUUGACAUUAGACAAACUGCAAAGUCCUUUUUCAGAAGGCAGACCUACAUUUUUGGGUGCUGCAAGCUAUCUGACACCAAACAAAAGUGAAGCAGAUGUAAAACCGAAUUGUGGAACAUCGGAGAAACUAAUGAAGAAACCUAUUGAUUUUGCUAGUGUAACAAUAGCUGAAUUUGGGAUUACUCCAGAGUCUUUUACUGCUAAGCCAUCUGUAGGGAAAUACAUGGCUUUAAAACUUAGGCGCAGAUCUACAAUUGGAGUACGGGGUUCCCCUGAAAAUAAUAGCCUUAUUCGAUACCUUGCCCAACAAAGGAGGAACAGAACCGAAGACCCUUUCACAAAGCAGGCCAGCCCUUUUAAACAUCAAAAUGUUGGCUCGUUAAAGGAUAAAAUAUCUGCCUUCCAAUCAUCUUUUCAAUCAGCGCAAGAGGACGAAGAGAGGGCUUGCUUUCCUGGGCUCUCGCAGGAGGAGAGUGUGUCCCAGGCAGCAGGUUAUUCUCAGAACAAACCACCUUUUACAAAACAGCAUGAACAGUUGCAGUUGAGUGAAGAGUUAGCAUCUGAACGCAAGAGAGUUGCGUACAGGGAAAACUGGAAAGAAAAAUUAACUAAUGGUGAUAAAACUCCAGCCAGUAUCCAGGUAUGCAAGAUUGUCUCUCCACCAGAGGAGGUGCCCAUCACUGAAACUACUACUGCUACAAUUUCAAAGGAAAUUCCCCGUACGCCACCAAUUACUGAAUCUGGAAUCUUAUCUUUAGAGAUUAUUCCACUAACGGGCAUCCCAAAGACACCACGCAAUAUUACUUCUGAGUGCAUCAGUGAGGAAGUUGGAGGUAAUACUGGAUCGCAGCUAAGCAGAAAGAAAGUUACCUUUGCAGAAGAACUGAGCUUGGAGAUAUUUGAUGAAACCAUGCCACCUGUUACGCCACCACAAAAGGGAAACCUUCCAUCCAGUGAACAAUCACAUAACGGCUCCUCCUGCCUUCGAUCUGUUCUGAAGAAAACACCAGUAAAAUUACUGAUGGAGAAUGUGAAGGAACUCGUAAGCAAUACUACUGGCAUGGAAGGAAAUGAACCUCUUUUAUUCUCUGAUCUCUCAAGAAGUUGUGAAGAACUGCAAACAGAUAGAAACAAUACUAAAACAAUAGACACAACAGAUGAGUACAGCUCUGAAAAGCCAAUGAAGAGAAAGAAGGUUACUUUUGGAGAGGAGCUAAGCCCAGAAGUAUUUGAUAAAACCUUGCCUGCAAAUACACCAUUGCAUAAAGGAGCGACCCCAAUCAGUAACCCAGGCUCACAAAGCGAUAGCCCUUCCACAGUAAUAAGUCCUAUGAGAGAACCUUUAUCCCAGCCAAAUUUUGAUGACUGUGAUGGUGAUGAUGAAUAUGUUAAGCCUCUUCAAGAGUCUGUAGCAGUCCCUGAGAAUAGGAAAGUGUAUUUAACAGAAAUGAAUUCCUUUGAUAACAAAAACUCUUGUACCAGAAUAACCCGGUCCUCUACUAAAAGAAAGUAUAUCAACAUUUCAGAAGAGACUGGUGUUACCAUCUCGACAGAUAUAACGGCCAGAAAUGCUCAAGAUAUUAAAAAUCUAAGAAAGAGCAAGGUUCAAAGAGGAAAGGAAAACAAAUCUGCCCCCAAAAGGAUAUCCAAGGUAAAACUUAGAGGUUAUGGAGGAAAAAGAGGAAAGAAAAAGGUAGAAAAAUCCUUGUAUGGUCAGAGAGAAGUAGCUUCCAAGAAACCUCUUUUGAGCCCAAUUCCUGAGAUCCCAGAGGUCUUCUCUUCUGCACCAUCUUCUCCAAACUCACCUAAGACACACAUUCUGCUCUUCUCAGAUUAUUCCAAAUCCAGCAAUGUACACAUAGGAUCUAUGAAUGAAGUCGCUGAACAGAAAAAAGUGGUUGGAAGAAUCAAAAGGAAAGUGCCUAUAACAAACAAACGUCCAAACACUAAAGAACUUGACAUUGUAGAAGCCAGCAGCACCAGUGGCAUUGAGUGUCAGUCAUCAGAUAGUGGCCCUGAUCCUGCUUCAACCAUUAAUAUUGAGGUGCUUAAUAUACAGGAAAACAUUCAAACAGAAAAUGAGCUGGGAUCAUCCUUAAUGUCACUAGAACAGAAAGAGAGUGAUGUUUGUGUGAAUAAUCAGACCAGUGAAGAAGACCGCAAUAAGACCAGCUGUCAGCAGUCUGAGCCCAGUCUUAUGAGAGAACACACUUCACCUAUCAUUGUAAAAUCAAAUUCUCUCUUGCCACUACUAAACACUAUUAUGCAAGAAAUUAAGAGCACUUCCCCACUUGAUACAUCUGACAACAAAGAACAUGAAAAAGUGAGAGAUGUCUUAAUAGAAAAUGAAUGUGUACUGGAAAGUGAUCAUCCUUCAAGUAACUCAGAGAUGCUAAAUGAGCUAGAGUUCUUAAACCUGCAGGACAUCAGUGUAAGUGAAAAUGCUCAAACUGGAUGUUCUGUUACAGACUUUGCAAGAGAACGAACAGCUGACAGUGAUGCCAAUCUUAAAAGGUUCAAAAGGCCUUCAAGAAAAGGCAGAAGCACUAUGUACCUUUCUGAACUUGAGAAUCUCCAUUUUGAAGCAUUUGGAAACAAUCUCUCUAGUUCUUAUUCUAAUGAGCAAGAACCCCGAAUAGAAAAUGACUCAGAAAUGUUUAGUGAUCUACAUUACUCUAUAGAACAGUCCUUCUUGAAGGCGAAUGAGGAUCAUGAAAAAAAGGUAAGACGGAGUAUGAGGCUGCAUAAAAAUGCAGAAAAUGAGGGACUUGCGUGGAUUAAAAUACCUACUGAGAUUCACAAGAACUCUUUGUCAGAUUCUGCUUGCAAAUCGAGGAGGACGAUGUCUGCAUCCAUCUUUAAAGAAUCUGAGAACAUUCAUCAAAGACAAGAAAAUUGGAUCCAAUUUUCAGCUUUGGGGAAAGAGAACAAUGAAUGUGUUCCUGUUGCAGGGGGUUCUUGCAAAACACGCAGGAGGAGCAUGUGUGCAUCCGCUUCCCAGGAAACCAAAAAUAUAACUCAAACACGGAAAAAGAGAAGGGCAAGCCUUGUGUACAGUAAUAAAAAUUACCAAAAGGAGUCUGAAGUGGAAGUAUCCUUUGAGAACCAUCCUAAUGCCUAGGCAGAUUGGGCCAUCCAUUUUUUUUUUUUUUUUUUUUUUAAGGUCAGUAUUUGAAUGUAGAUUUUCUUUGGCUUCAAUUCAGUUAUCUGUAUUUAAGUUUCACUUAAGUAAUGCCCUAUUUCUAUUUCUCUGGUCACAGACAUUUGUAUAAGUAUUCAGUUUAUUUGUUCGUUUGCCAAGUAACCUAAAUUGUCCUUUAGCUUGAGUUUCAAAAUGCUUGGCGAAACAACUGAAGAAAAGCUAGCUCAGCAUUGAGAGUACAGGUGUAUUAGUCAGCAAUGAUGGGCAAACAAGGGUGAAGUUUUAAUCUCUU
Molecule: messenger RNA, 4182 nt
Organism: Trachemys scripta elegans
Lineage: Eukaryota; Metazoa; Chordata; Testudines; Emydidae
Gene: CDCA2
Product: cell division cycle associated 2
Exons: 14
Coding region: 420-3869 (1149 amino acids)
Biological process (GO): regulation of chromosome segregation; regulation of mitotic nuclear division
Cellular component (GO): chromosome; nucleus
Source: RefSeq, a predicted model, not a curated record